Molecule: messenger RNA, 3359 nt
Organism: Serinus canaria (Common canary)
Lineage: Eukaryota; Metazoa; Chordata; Aves; Passeriformes; Fringillidae
Gene: DZANK1
Product: double zinc ribbon and ankyrin repeat domains 1
Exons: 19
Coding region: 154-2493 (779 amino acids)
Biological process (GO): eye photoreceptor cell development
Molecular function (GO): protein binding
Source: RefSeq, a predicted model, not a curated record
GGGAGCGGCGGCGCGCGGCGUCCCUGGAAACGGAGUGGGAUCGGCGGGAUCCAGAGGGAUCGAGCGGGAUCCAGAGGGAUCCAUAGGGAUCGAGCGGGAUCUAGAGGGAUCGAGCGGGAUCCAGAGGGAUCCAGAGGAUCACUGCUGGGAAAAAUGACAGCUGGCUCUGUCUCAGCUCCUCAGAUCAUCCCACUUCGAAUCCCACCUCCAGGGAAAGCUCAACGGGAAAUAGACACAAAUACUCUCAUAGAAAUAAAAUCAGAUACACCUGAGGCCUCUAUUUAUUACACUUUAGAUGGAAGUAAACCAGAACUCACUAGGAAACCUGGCUAUGGGCCAUAUAACACUUUGGAGUAUAAGGGUCCUAUCAUAUUACCAGAGGGGAGAAUAAUGGUCAGGGCCCUGGCAGCUACAAAGGACUACAGGGAGAGUUCAAUUGUGACAAAGGUGUUUGUGGUAGAAUACCAGCAACCAAACUUCCUUUUCCCUGUUGAAGAUGAUGACAAGAAUUUCCUAAAAGAUAUGGCCACACAGAAUAAGGAAGGUGGAACAUUUACUACAAAACCUAAGAAGAACAAACUGAAUGUGGAAAUCAAGCCUGCCUGGGAUGAAACAUGCCAAGACCUUCAAGACAGAAAGCCUUCUCACAGAUCCCCUCGAGGACCUCAGCUCCUUGCCAGUGGUUUGGGAGCCACAGAGCACAGAGAGGAAUCCACCUCAGCACAACCAAUGGAGUCAUUGCAGUUUGCAAGUUCCUCUGCAGUGACUAGCCACAAAAGCUUAGCAAGCACAUGUGUGUCAAGGAUCCAGAGUGAAACAGAUUUCCUGAAAUGUGCACAUUGCUCUGCCCCUCGCCUGUCUGAGCCCUUGGCUCACUUCUGCCAGAAAUGUGGAUCUCCUGUCCCCCCUGUGCCAUUCCAGUGCUUCUCAGUCCCUGAAGGAACACAGAUGGCACCGUGCCUUGAAUGCAGACAUCUUGUGCCAAUGAAUACACCCACUUGCAUUAUCUGUGAGGCACCAAUAGCUCCACAACUGCAGCCCCAAAACAACAUCUGUAUAAAGGGCAAAGUCAUUUGUCAGGUGUGUGGUACAGGAAAUCCUCUUCACCAUAAACACUGUGCAACUUGUGAGAGCAAACUGCCUGAAGUACAGAUGCCCAUGUUUGGAGGAGACUCGUGCCCAGCUCUGCAGGGCCAGCCAGGGAAGACGGCUCGGUGCUCCAAGUGCGGCGGCGUGAACCAGAGCGACGCCCGCUUCUGUGCCUGGUGUGGGGCCAAGCCUGGACCUCCUCCAUCCUACUUUACUUGUUCCAAGUGUGGUACCAGCAACCAGCCCUAUGCUCGCUUCUGUGUGUCCUGUGGUGUCUACAUAGAGCCCCCAUCCAGACAGAGCUCUCCUGGCCCUCCCAUGGACCGUGGGGACCCCCUGGCAUCCUCCCAGGCAAAACUAUUACAGGCUCAAGUUGCCUGGCAAACUUGUCCUGUUUCCUUGCCCAAAUCAAGGGCAAAACUAACAGAAAGAGAAGAUAAAGGAACCCAAACCAUUGGACUUUUUUACCCAUCCAGCAAACUCUUGGAAAAGAAGGAGCUUGAGCUGAUUUCACAAAAAGAAAAGAUGGAAAAGAUGAGUGAUCAUAAGCCUCUCCUGACAGCCAUUAGUCCUGGAAAAGGUUACUGGAGAAAACAGCUGGAUCAUGUUUGUGCUCAUCUACGAAGUUAUGCCCAGAACAACCUUGAAUUCAGAACACUGAUUGGAGAGCCCCAAAUGGGAAAGAUCAAUUAUGCCACCAUCUCUGAAGAUGACUAUGAAGUCACUAUUACAUUGAAUUUUGCUGCUGUUAACAAGGAUAUUCAUCCUAACAGAGCAGUGAAGUUCAACAAUGAUUACCUGAGUGCUGGAACAGAACUCACAGAUGGACAGAAUGGCAGUCAGACUAAUUUUGUAGGCAGAGAUGAUCGUAAUCUUUUCUAUUCAAAAACCAAAAUAAAGAGAACCAAGUCAAAAACACUCAAGGGACAGGAAUAUAGGCUCUCUCCAGAGUCCAGGCAGCUGCUGGAUGAGCUGGGUCAAACUGGGAAAGGAAGAAUUACCUUCAUAGAACAAUUGCUCAAUGAUGCACAACAACACAGCUCUCCAUGGGGCAGUUCUGCUGGGACUGGAGGGAGAGGAGAGCAUCCGAGCCCUGUUAGGGUAGGUACUGUGGCUGGGCCUCCAGCCUGCCAGCACAGACCUGCCUGGCACCACUGGAGGGCCAGAGCCUGCCCCAUGUCCCUGUGGGAAGGAGCAUCCAGAAAUUCCAAAGUUACUCCACAUCAACAUUCACCCACAAGCCACUUCACCACUAAGUGCACUGAAUUGAAGCAGUUUAAACCAAUGUGUUCUGUAUUUCCAGCUGCAAUGCAAGCGUGCAAAAGAAGAAUGCAGCAGGGCACUCGGCGCUGGAUUUGGCUGUUGCAGCUGGAGAUAAUAAGGUUAUUUCACUGUUCCAAGUAAGUGUGGAUAGAAAGCACUGAACAAACUUAUGUGACACAGGAACAUUGUUUUCAUCAAUGUGUUAUUACAACAAACUUCUUCCCCAAAUAAAGCUGAAGGUUCUUUGACUUUGGGAGCACCUGAUCACAUGCAUCCAGUUCUGUCUGCAGAAUCCACGACCCUGUGUGAUUCAGCAUGGGCCCUGUAACAGUCAGUUCCUCCAAGACUGCCCCUUUCCUUUCCAGUAGUUCAGAGCACAAUUCCCCUCUGACUACACUCUAUUCUGCAAAUCUUUUCCUUUCCAAGCAAAGGGACAAACCAAACCUUCCCAGGCACAAAUAUAUUUCAAUGUUUAUGAAAUGUUCAUAAUGCCUGAUGGACACUGACACUUGAGCAACAGCACUGCAAGCUGUAACUGAUGAGCUUAAUUUUCCUUUUUGAUGUUAAAACUGCAGUCAGUGCAGCCCAUUGCAGUAAAGGUCAGAGUCUUGUCCUCCAGAAAAUCAAGUAAAACUACUUUGUUGAUCUGCCUUCAAAUUUUAUUUAUAAAUGCAUCAACUCAAGCCAGCUACAAACAGAAGUUUACAAGAAUACCAAGCACACUAAGGUGUGGUAUAACUCCAAGUUAUUAGCCACAAUCCUAAAUUCCUGAAGUAUUUAUAAAACUCCUCCUCCUUUUUAUGUCCCAAAGUAUCUAAAAGCAUCAGUAUAUUCAGUACAAACAUGGAAAUGGCAUGUCAACUCCUAUCAGAAACACAAGUUUUAGCACCAGAGCUACCAGUAUCUUUAUGAGACAGCAAUACCUCUAAACAGGUGGAUAUACAACAAAACGUAACAAAACGAAACAAACAAAAAACUAAGACAAAAGAAAGAAGAAAACAAGUAAA